This is a messenger RNA of Papaver somniferum (opium poppy), 4158 nucleotides long. Its product is annotated as methyl-CpG-binding domain-containing protein 13-like. Gene Ontology annotation, molecular function: DNA binding. The transcript is spliced from 11 exons. NCBI's taxonomy places the organism in Eukaryota, Viridiplantae, Streptophyta, Magnoliopsida, Ranunculales, Papaveraceae. Bases 440 to 3937 code for a protein of 1165 amino acids. The record is from RefSeq and is a predicted model, not a curated record.
UUAACGGCUGUGGACAUCAAAUACAGAGAGAGAAGAAAGUAGUUUUUUUUAGGUUGAAAAAAUAUAUACACUAAGCAAUUAUUCAUAUCUCAAUCACAUAACAGAAAAACUCAGAUCUUUACCGAAAUUAGCUUCACUGUAAAUCACUCUCUAAAAACAACACAUCAGAUAGUGAUCUUCUUCAAAUCAUUCUCACAAGUUAAAUCUUCUUACAAAGAUUAGAUAACGACUUAUUAAAGUACCGAAUCAGGCCCGCCACUUGGAAAAGUUGGUCGUUUUCUGCUAUUACCGGUAUAGAUGAACACGUGGAUGUUUUUCUGCAUGAACACGUGGAUGCUAUUACCGCACAGUAUGGCUGCUUACUAGUUUUUGUGAUCAAGAACAAAGAGGAUUUAUCUGGCUGGCCUUCUUAAUAAGGUGGCUCGUGUAGACAGGGAAAAUGGGGGACUCACCAGACUUCUUACCGAAGGGUUGGAUUAUGGAAACCAGACCGAAACAAAAUGGUACUACAUAUAAGGUUUAUAUUGCUCCAUCCUCCGGGUUGAAGUUCCAGUCCAAGAAAAAAGUGUUUGAGUAUCUUAACAAUGAAGAGCUCAGCAAAAGAUCAAGUUCAAGUAAAAGCGGCGCUGCAAGCAAACUUGCGAGGAAAACAGAGGAAUCACCUGAUUACUUACCAAAAGGUUGGAUAGUGGAAACCAGACCGAAACAAAAUGGUGAUACAUAUAAGCGGUACAUUGCUCCAUCCGGGCAGAAGUUCAAUGCCAGGAAAAAAGUGUUUGAGUUUCUCAACAUUGAAGAUCCCAGCAACAGCUCAAGAUCAAGUGAAAGAGGCUCUGAUGUGUCCACAAGCCAAGCUACAACUCCAUGCAAAGAUACAGGGGACGCGUUACCAGCCGGAUGGGUCUCAGGAGUGAAAGUUAGAAAGUCGGACAAAUCCAGAAAAGACUCGUAUUACAUAGAUCCUGUAACCGGAUACAUUUUCCACUCAAGAAAGGAUGUUUUUCGCUAUCUAGCUACAGGGGAGAUUGGAAUACAUGCAUCAAAACCAUAUAAUGGAGUCUCCGACACCAUACAGCUAACAGAUGAGGACGACUCUCCAUCAAAUACAGCCAAACGGCGGAAAGUAGAAGACAGUACAGUGACAAGAUGCCUUUUCACAGGCCAGAGUACAAACGAAAUGACAGUGGACAAUAACCAGAUGCAAGACCCACCUGCGAUUAAGGAAGAGCCAACCUCGAAUGAAAUGACAGUGGACAGCAACCAGAUGCAAGACCCACCUGCAAUUAAGGAAGAACCAAUCUCGAAUCAUGCCUCAGUUCAAGGUUCAGAAACUGUUAGUCCCGAUAAUUCGAAGAAAGGCCGAGUGCUACGUUCUGGAAAAACCCUUGAUACAGUAUUACCUGCACCAGGGAUCUCUGCGGACUCCAAUGAUUCAAAGAAAGGCCAAAUGCUACGUUCAGGAAAAACCCAUGUUACAGCUUCACUUGAUGAUUCAAAGAAAGGCCGAAUGCUACGUUCUGGAAAGACCUUUGUGGCAACUUUACCUGCAUCAGAGAUCUCUCCAGACUCCGACGAUUCAGAGAAAGGGAAACUGCUAUGUUCUGGACAAACCCUUGGUACAGCUUUACCUGCACCAGAGAUCUCUCCAGACUCUGAUGAUUCAGAGAAAGGCGGACUGCUAUGUUCUUCUGGAAAAACCCUUGGCAAAGCUUUACCUGCACCAGAGAUCUCUCCUGAUUCCGAUGAUUCAAAGAAAGGACAACUGCUAUGUUCUGGACAAACCCCUGAUACAGCUAUACCUGCACCAGAGAUUCCUCCAGACUCCGAUGAUUCAAAGAAAGGCCGCCUGCUACGUUCUGGAAAAACCCAUGGUACAGCUUUACCUGCACCAAAGAUCUCUCCAGACUCCAAUGAUUUAAACAAAGGCCGACUGUUACGUUGUGGAAAAACCCUUGGUACAGCUUCACUUGCUCAAGAGAACUCUCCGAAGAAGCAACUGAAGGAAAUUAAAGGCGGGGUCGGAAAAAGACAAAACAAAAGAAAUCGUGUUAAAACUAGCAAAACUAAAGAAGAAUCCGGUUCCCCUCUCCGGGCUUCUAAACGACUGUCUGGAGUUGAAGUUGAACCCAUGCUUGACUUGGAAGUUGGCAGUCGAAAGAGUGUGGUGGCAUCUGUACGUGAAGUAACUGGAGGUAAAGCAACUAAUUCCAAUCAUCAGGUACUAGAGCCUGUAGACCAAAUUGGUUCUGCUUUGGAGCCGAAAACCGCAAUCAGAGGUAGGGAAAGUAGAAUUCUGAUGGAGUGUGAAAAAGCGAACCAUAAAGAUGGAGACACAAAGAAGACUCACGAGCUGGUAGAGCCUAAAAUCUUAACCAGAGGUAUGGAAAGUGGAGGAUUGCAGUGUGAAAAGGCAAGAUAUAAAGAUGGAGACACUGAGAAGACCAAUGAGCUGGAAGACCAAAUUGGUUCUUUGGAACCCAAAUUUGUAACUAGAGGUAAGGUUGGAGGUGCGGAGAACACAAGCCAUAAAUUUGUAACUAGUGGUGAAGUUCGAUUAGAGCGUGAAAACACAAGCCGUAAAGUUGGAGGUGCGGAGAUGAUCGAUGGGCUGGUACGCCGAAUUGGUUCUGCUUCGGAACAAAAAUCCUUAACUAGUGGUAAAAUAAGUGGAAAAGUUCAGUUAGACUGUCAAAGAACAAAUCAUAUAGAUGGAAAUACGGAAAAUACUCAUGAGCUGGUAAACGGAAUUGGUUUUGCUUUGGAGCCCAAAACCAUAACUGAAGGUGUGGACAGUGGAGAAGUGCAAUUGGAGUGUGAAAAAGCAAUCCGUACAGAUAGAGUCACGGAGAAGAUCAGUGAGAAACCAGCUUGUUUGAUGGACUUGCCAUUUGGAGAUAUCUGGCGUGAUCCAUGCUUGGAAUUUGCAGUCAAAACUCUUAUAGGAGAAACCAAAAUCCUAAGUGGCGGCAAGGAAAAUGGAGAAACUCUGUUGGAGUGUAAACAAGAGAUCCAUAAAGAUAGACGCGUGGAGAAGACUAUUGAGAAACAAGAAUGUUCAAUGAACUUGCCAUUUGGAGAUUCCUGGCCUGAUCCAUGCUUGGAGUUUGCAUUCAAAACUCUUACAGGGGAUCCCCAAAUCUUACCUAAUGAAAGUGGAGAAGUUGAGUUGGAGUGUGGAAAGGCAAUCCAUCAAAAUAGAGACAUGAAGAAGAUCAAUGAGAAACCAGAAUGUUCAAUGAGCUUGCCAUUUGAAGAUAUCUGGCGUGAUCCAUGCUUGGAAUUUGCAUUCAAAACUCUUACAGGGGAUUCCAAAACCAUAUCUGCAGGUAAGGGAAGUGGAGAAGAUAAGUUGGAGUGUGAAAAGGCAAUAGGUAAAGAUAAAGACACAGAGAAGACCAAUGGAAAACCAGAAUGUUCGAUGAACUCGCUGUUUGGAAAUUCCUGGCCUGAUCCGUGCUUAGAAUUCGCAUUCGAAACACUUACAAGAGGAUCCAAACCCAUAAUAUCUACAGGUAGUGGAAGUGUUGAAGUUCAGUCAGAGUGUGAAAAAGCAACCUGCACAGCUAGAGACAUGGAGAAGACCAAAGAGAAACCAGAAUGUUCGUUGAACUUGCCAUUUGGCGAUUCCUGGCCUGAUCCAUGCUUAGAGUUUGCAUUCAAAACGCUUACAGGGGAUUUUCCCAUGGAAGGUGAUUUGACAAUUCAAGAUUAUUUCCAUCCAAGUCAAACCCCAAAUGCAAGAGACAAUGGAGUAAAUGGGUCUUGCCAAAUUGGCAAUCAGCUCAGGUUUGAUCCACCUGAAAAGUCAGCGUCUCAGCUUCAGUUGCAGAAGAAUCCAGGGUUUUCGGCCCAAGGUAAUGCAAAUAGGUUAACUUAUGGAGCAAAGAAUGGGUUCCAGCAAAAACAUAUUGCUGGUAGUGGACAGAACUCCAGGUAAAGUGAACAAAAUAGUCUCUUCUUUUUUUGUAAAUCAAAUGUAGGAAAAAAGAAUUAUGUACAAAUGGCAAGGGUGUUUCGGAUGAACUAUUGAGUAUCAUUUUGGAGCUUCAUCCUUUAACCAUGUUUUCUUAGAUGCAACUGUUGCUCACCACUCGGAUGUAAGCCAGAGAUCGUAAUCAUAUUAGCAAACUACGAGUUGUGGUUAGCUUGAGGUACGUA